CGCGCCAGAGGAGGAAGGAGCCGGGCACGUGCUUGGGGGCAGCGCAACGACACGUGCACGCUUGUUUCCCGGCUCACUGCACCUGGGCCCUUGGUGCUGGGCGGGAAGGAGCUCAGGGCUCUGUCUCGUUACCGGUGAAUAGGAAUGGCUGUCGCUAUAUGAACCUGGCAUGGACUGUAGAGACGCGCUGUUACAUUUCCGCUCCAUGUAGUGUGGCAAUACAACAAUGCAGGCAAAGCAGUUUUUUCAACAAAUUGACAGCUGAUGAGCUGUGGAAAGGAGUUUUGGCAGAGUCUGGUGCUGGAGCAAGGAAGGGAAGAGGAAAGCGAACCAAGAAAAAGUUUAAAAGGGAUCUCAAUAGAGGCCAGAUCAUUGGUGAAGGACGUUCUGGUUUCCUUUGGCCUGGCCUCAAUGCGCCUCUGCUGAAAAGUGGAGCAGUCCAGACAAUAAGUCAGCGCGACAAAGAGGAGCAGGAGAAGGUACAGUCUGAAAUUAUCCGGAAGAGGGAUGAGUGGGAGAAGAGAAGAAAAACAAAGGUGAAGAGAGAGAGAGGCUGGACUGGAAAUUCUUGGGGAGGCAUCAGUCUGGGACCACCUGACCCAGGUCCCAAUGGAGAAACUUACGAAGACUUCGACUCCCGGGUAAUUGAGGUGAAAAAUGUAUUUAAUAUGACAGCAAAGGAAGGGAGAAAAAAAUCUGUUAGUGCUCUAGUGGCUGUUGGAAAUGGAAAUGGAGCAGCAGGUUUUGCAGUGGGGAAAGCAAGUGACAGGAUGACAGCUUUAAGAAAAGCAAAGAACAGAGCAAUUCACUAUUUACACUAUGUAGAGCGAUACCAAAAUCACACAAUUUAUCAUGAUAUUACAGCGACUUUUAAAAAAACAACCAUCCGGAUGAAAAAGCAAAACAAAGGCUAUGGUCUUCAUUGCCAUCGAGCCAUCAUUACCAUCUGCAAGCUAAUUGGGAUUACAGACAUGUAUGCCAAGCUUUCUGGAUCCAACAAUUUACUUAACCUCACCCGAGCUCUCUUUAAGGGACUAGCACGCCAGGAGACCCACCAGGAGCUGGCAGAGAAGAGGAGCCUCUACGUGGUCGAAUUCCGGGAGGAAUGUGGCCCCCUGCCCAUCGUCGUUGCUGCUCCAAGUGGCGCCGUCAGGAAGGAACCGGAGCCUGUGGAAGAGGUUCCCGACAUCAAGCUGGAGUGGAGCGAAGUGAGAGCUGCCCAGGGAAUGAAGCGUUCUCCCUGGGCACAUGUCCGAAGGACCGUGUGGUGAAGAGCAGGCCUGCCCGUGCCAGACAGUGCAGCAGCUCCAGCGGGCGAUUGGCCAGGCGUGCACCUGCGCUACCUUGCAUGCUCAGCAGCCUCGCUGGACAUCCAUGUUCAGCCAGCGGCCAGUCUGACCAGCGACGUGAUUUCGGACAUGCCAGUGCUCUGCUGCUCUCUCGCAGCUGCUUUGUAAUCAGGAAUCCCUAAUUGUUCCCUUUACAGAUACUUGGGAAACUAUUAAAAACAUGGAUUAAAUCAAA
Messenger RNA from Pelodiscus sinensis (Chinese soft-shelled turtle), 1524 nucleotides. The record is from RefSeq and is a predicted model, not a curated record. Lineage: Eukaryota; Metazoa; Chordata; Testudines; Trionychidae.